GACAGAGCGAUCAGGCCUUGCUGCGGGCAGCCGGUGAGAAGGCAGGGAAGAUGGCGGCCUCCUGGAGGCUAGGCUGUAACCUACGGGUGCUGCGCUAUCUCCUAGCCUUUGGCGGCCGGAGAGGCCUGGACCUGCUUAAGGAGCCUGCAGGAUGGUCUGUCGGCCGCGGAGCUAGUUGGAGAUGGUUUCACAGCGCGCAGCGGCUGCGGGCUGAUCCUAUUAAAAUACUAAUGCCGUCACUGUCUCCUACAAUGGAAGAAGGGAACAUUGUGAAAUGGCUGAAAAGAGAAGGUGAAGCUGUGAGUGCUGGAGAUGCCUUAUGCGAAAUAGAGACCGACAAAGCUGUAGUUACCUUAGAUGCAAGUGAUGAUGGCAUCUUGGCCAAAAUAGUGGUUGAAGAAGGAUCUAAAAAUAUACGACUAGGUUCACUAAUUGGCUUGCUAGUGGAAGAAGGAGAAGAUUGGAAACAUGUUGAAAUUCCCAAAGACGUAGGGCCUCCACCAGCAGCUUCCAAACCGUCAGUGCCUCACCCCUCACCGGAACCACAGAUUGCUGUCCCUGUCAAAAAGGAACACACACCGGGGAAACUACAAUUUCGUUUAAGUCCAGCUGCCCGUAAUAUUCUGGAAAAACACUCACUGGAUGCUAACCAGGGCACAGCCACUGGCCCUCGGGGGAUCUUCACUAAAGAGGAUGCUCUCAAGCUUGUCCAGUUAAAACAGAUGGGCAAGAUCACUGAAACCAGACCAACCCCAGCCCCUCCAAUAACUCCCACUGCGCCUUUGCCCUCAGAGGCCACAGCCAAGCCAUCUUAUCCCCGGCCAAUGAUCCCACCGGUGUCAACUCCUGGACAGCCUAAUGCAGAGGGCACAUUCAUUGAAAUCCCUGCUAGCAAUAUUAGAAGAGUUAUUGCCAAGAGGUUAACUGAAUCUAAAAGUACUGUACCUCAUGCAUAUGCUACUGCUGAUUGUGACCUUGGAGCUGUCUUAAAAGUUAGACAGAAUCUGAUCAAAGGUGACCUUAAAGUAUCAGUAAAUGAUUUUAUCAUUAAGGCAGCAGCCGUCACCCUUAGACAAAUGCCCAGUGUUAAUGUAAGCUGGGAUGGAGAGGGCCCAAAGCAACUGCCCUUUAUUGAUAUUUCAGUGGCUGUGGCAACAGAUAAAGGUUUAAUUACACCAAUCAUAAAAGAUGCUGCUGCUAAGGGUUUACAGGAAAUUGCUGACUCUGUAAAGGUUCUAUCAAAGAAAGCAAGAGAUGGAAAAUUAUUGCCUGAAGAGUACCAAGGAGGAUCUUUUAGUAUUUCCAACUUGGGGAUGUUUGGCAUCGAUGAAUUUACUGCAGUGAUCAACCCUCCUCAGGCCUGCAUUUUGGCUGUUGGGAGAUUCCGACCUGUGCUGAAGCUCACUCAGGAUGAAGAGGGAAAUGACAAACUCCAGCAGCACCAGCUCAUCACAGUCACAAUGUCAAGUGACGGCCGAGUGGUAGAUGAUGAACUAGCUACCAGGUUUCUUGAAAGUUUUAAAGCAAACCUGGAGAAUCCUAUUCUGCUUGCCUAGUCCUCAAAGCUAGAGUUGUUAACAGAAAUAUAUACUAUGUGAAAAAAUUAGGUAUUUAAGUGUGAAGUGGAUGAAAUGUUGUUUAUUUAAGGUGAAGGAAUUUGACCCAAGUUGUCUUCAUUUUCAACUUGGGUUUCAUAUUGUAGAAAUAAAUGAUAACAAACUGUUUCUAAUAAAAGAAGGAGAACAUUUGUUUAGUCAGAGCCAUUUUUAACCUCUGGUGCUGUACAAAAAGGGUGUUAAUAAACUAGAUGUAAGUUAUAUUAUAUGUUUGGCUCCUUGAAGCAUUUUAGAAUAUUUGAGAAUGUAUGAUAAAUUGUAAACUAAACAAAUUGUUAUAAUUCUACUUAAUUGUAUUGAAAUUAGAAAUGAUCUUCAAAGAGAUGCCCAUUAAUUUAGCAGUGGGACCUCACUUUUACAGUACUGCUCUAGAUAUACUUGAACAAUUUAAUAUGUACAGAAUAUGUAAUAUCCUGGAGAAUAGUAAAUAAAUAAGGAUCACAUUGUAUUAGGGGUUUUGGCAACAUUAUUGAAUUUUUUAUGUAUAUAAAGCCAUAUGUUUUAGAGUGCUUUCUAUCAGUCUUAUUUUUCACUUCUGUAUCACUGUGAACUUCUGAAGAAGAAGAAAAAAUCAAAAAUGAAGAGACCAAAAAAUUUGUUUGUUUCAAUGGUAAACUACAGUUUAAAUAUCUGUACCCUCAGAAGUAACUGCUUGCCUUUAUAAUAAGAUGGAAUAUAUUAAAAUAAAUUAUGCUAUUUCCUCCAAACA
Molecule: messenger RNA, 2325 nt
Organism: Pteropus alecto (black flying fox)
Lineage: Eukaryota; Metazoa; Chordata; Mammalia; Chiroptera; Pteropodidae
Gene: PDHX
Product: pyruvate dehydrogenase complex component X
Exons: 11
Coding region: 51-1556 (501 amino acids)
Biological process (GO): pyruvate decarboxylation to acetyl-CoA
Cellular component (GO): mitochondrion; pyruvate dehydrogenase complex
Molecular function (GO): acyltransferase activity
Source: RefSeq, a predicted model, not a curated record